CAUCCCCUGGAACUGGCGGACUUCCUCUCUCUGCUUGUCUGGGUCACCCUGUCUGCCCGUCGCUGGCCCCAGGCUCGCUCUCUGGCCCCAGCCCUCUCUCACUCCCUCUCAGCAGCUGUCUCUCUCGUGCCCGCUGGCCUGUCUCUCUUCUUCCCCGCAGUCGCCUCCUUCUCCGCCUGCCUGGGUGGCCGCCAUGGGCCGGAAGCGGCUCAUCACUGACUCCUACCCUGUAGUGAAGAGGAGGGAGGGCCCCGCUGGACACUGCAAGGGGGAGCUGGCACCAGACCUAGGGGAAGAGCCCCAGCCCCUGAAUGUGGAUGAAGCUGAGCUGGAGCUGCUGAGGCAGUUUGACCUGGCCUGGCAGUAUGGGCCCUGUACAGGGAUCACACGGCUGCAGCGCUGGCAUCGGGCAAAGCAGAUGGGCUUGGAGCCUCCCUUAGAAGUGUAUCAGGUGCUGCAGACCCACCCUGGAGAUCCCCGUGUCCAGUGCAGCCUCUGGCAUCUCUAUCCCCUUUGAACCACCACCUAAGACCUCCUGCCCGCUACCCGAGAACCUCAGGACACAAACACGAGCCAGUUGCUGCCCUUCAGCUCAGCUCUGCUGUAGAGAAUGUCUGGCAGGAAAGAGUCUCAAAGGGAAGGAAAGAAGCUGAAUCUGGAAGUCUCCACGGCUCAGCCCUGCAUUUGACCAGCAGGCUCCUGGAGCCACGUCUGAGAGCCAGUGCCGCUGAAGCCGAGCACCUCCGACGUGGAGAGUGGUCUCUGAGGACAAAGACUUGGCCAUGACCCUUCCAGUGCUUGCCACUGUGGUCCUCGGGAUGGGGUGGCAAACGAGGCGCAGCCUUAGGCAGAGCCAGAGUCAGACGGAUGAUCUAAGAGGGGGAGAUUACUCCCCGCCUGAAGCUGGGAAUCGAAGGGCAGAACUGGCAGAGCUCACAGGGCAAGGGGUUCACUGAUGCUUAUGAAUAAAGAACACUGAGCCUGGAA
Molecule: messenger RNA, 987 nt
Organism: Equus quagga
Lineage: Eukaryota; Metazoa; Chordata; Mammalia; Perissodactyla; Equidae
Gene: POLD4
Product: DNA polymerase delta 4, accessory subunit
Exons: 4
Coding region: 194-517 (107 amino acids)
Biological process (GO): DNA synthesis involved in DNA repair; DNA-templated DNA replication
Cellular component (GO): delta DNA polymerase complex
Molecular function (GO): DNA-directed DNA polymerase activity
Source: RefSeq, a predicted model, not a curated record